AUGUCGAACUUCCUCAACCAAGACUUCGGUUCUGACGAUGACGAGGACGAUUUCAACCCAGCCCCUCACGAAGAUUCUGAUGUCGAGGAACCCCGAACCAAGCCUUCUAAGAGAGAUCGCUCAAGCCGCGGUCGUGACGACGAAGAUGACGUGAAGUACGGGACCAAUGAACAAGAGGGAGAUACCAAGGAUGUUGAGGAUGAGGAUGAGGACGAAGAGGUGGAGAACGAAGUGGAUGAUGAGGAAGAGGAAGACGAGGAAGAUGACGAGGAUGAAGCAGUGUCGAGUCACCCGCAAAAACGGCAAAAGCGUGUUGCCAAUCCCUUCAUCGAAAUCGAGGCCGGUGUCGACGCGGAAGAGGAUGAAGCCGAGGAUGAGGAAGAUGAGUUUGCCGAAUAUGGCAUGGAAACCCAUCCGGAUGAUCUUGAUGCGCUGCCCCAAGGCACCGAGACAGAUGACCGCCGCCACCGCCAGCUUGAUCGCCAGCGCGAAAUCGAUGCCAGCAUGGACGCAGAGAAGCAGGCCCAGAUGCUCAAGGAACGCUAUGGGCGCAACCGUGCUGCCGCAACCGAUUCACUUGUGAUCCCAAAGCGACUGCUGCUUCCCAGUGUGGAGGACCCUAGCAUUUGGGGUGCCCGCUGCAAGCCUGGAAAGGAGAAGGAGGUCGUAUACUCAAUUCAAAAACGAAUUGAAGAACGACCAGCGGGCUCCCGGAAUCCCAUCCGAAUUAUCUCGGCUUUCGAGCGCGGCAACAUUAUGCAAGGUUGGUUCUACUGUGAAGCCCGGAGGCAGGCCGAUGUCACGGAAGGCUUGGAAGCCAUCAAUUUCUACUAUCCAUCCCAGAAGUUGACUCUGGUUCCCGUAAAGGAGAUGCCGGAUCUUCUCCGCGUCCAGAAGUCGGAGGAGCUUCUACCUGGUGGCUGGGUCCGCAUCAAGCGUGGUAAAUACCAGGGUGAUCUGGCUCAAAUCGAGGAGGUUGAAACCAACGGAUUGAAUGUCACUGUGCGACUUGUUCCUCGACUGGACUACGGCAUGAAUGACGAUACUCUUGGUGCCCCAGCUCCUGAUGCCAAACGGAAACGCGGUGCCAUGGUCACUGCCCGUCCUCCGCAGCGUCUGUUCAGUGAGACAGAAGCGAAGAAGAAGCACGCAAAGUACCUCUCGUCUACUUCCGGUUUGGGAGGCAAAUCAUGGAACUAUCUCAAUGAGAACUACGUGGAUGGAUUCCUCAUUAAGGAUAUGCGUGUGCAGCACUUGACUGCCAAGAACGUCAAUCCGCGGUUAGAGGAGGUGACCAUGUUCGCACGUGGCGGAGAGGAUGGCACUGCCAACCUGGAUCUGGCGUCACUGGCCGAGACGCUGAAGAACUCUGCGGCCGAGGACUCAUACCAACCGGGUGACCCAGUGGAGGUCUACCGGGGUGAACAGCAAGGCUUGAUCGGUCGCACAGUGUCUACCCGAGGCGACAUUAUCUCAUUGCAAGUCACCGAGGGAGAGUUGGCAGGACAGACAAUCGAUGCGCCAGUUCGGACUCUCCGUAAGCGCUUCCGUGAAGGUGACCAUGUCAAGGUCAUCGGCGGCAGCCGGUACCAGAAUGAACUCGGCAUGGUUGUGCAGGUUAAGGAUGACACAGUAACUCUGCUCAGCGAUAUGAGCAUGCAGGAGAUCACCAUUUUCAGCAAGGAUCUUCGACUUUCCGCCGAGAUGGCUGCGGAUGGACAACUCGGCAUUUACGAUGUUCAUGAUCUGGUCCAACUCGAUGCCGCCACCGUGGCUUGUGUCAUCAAGGUAGACCGCGAGUCUCUCCGCGUGGUGGAUCAGAAUGGUUCCAUCCGCAACAUCCUUCCUACGCAGAUCGCAAACAAGAUUACCCCCCGUCGUGAUGCCGUCGCAACUGAUCGCAACGGCGCUGAGAUUCGAAGCGGCGAUACUGUUCGCGAGGUCUACGGAGAGCAGCGUUCCGGAGUCAUCCGCCACAUUCACCGUUCAUUCCUCUUCCUGCAUAACAAAGCGCAGGCCGAAAACGCAGGUAUCUCUGUGGUGCGCACAACGAAUGUUGUUACUGUGUCCGCGAGAGGCAAUCGGCCUACUGGACCCGACCUCACCAAGAUGAACCCUGCUAUGGCGAUGCAAAAUCCUGCAGGUGGUGCUGCCAUGCCACCCCUCGCCGUGACCGUGACCAUCCGAAAAGGCCGUCACAAGGGUCUCGUCGGUAUUGUUCGUGACGCAGACGACAACUCUGCUCAGGUUGAGCUCUAUACAUCCAACAAGCCCGUUCAUAUCCCUCGUGAUAUCCUCACACCUAAAGACCCUGUCUCUAAACAGCCCCUAUCCAUGGGCCGUGGAAGAGGAGGAGGUGGCCCUGGCGGACGCACUCCCUUCGGCUCCUCGGGUGGCCCUGCGAGAGAUGGUUGGGCAGGUAGUCGAACACCGAUGGCUGCCGCUGAUUCAUCCAGAACCCCAGCAUGGGGUGGCGCCUCCGCGAGAACUCCUGCUUGGGGUGGUCUGAGUGGUUCCCGUACCCCAGCCUGGAAGGCCGACGGUUCUCGUACCGUGAACCCGUACGAUGGAAAUCGUACCGCCUACGGAGGAGUUGGCAGCCGCACCCCUUCAUGGACCUCCGGAUCGAAGACCCCAUAUGACUCGAGCUCCGGCUUCGACGCCUUUGCCUCUGGAUCCCGUACUCCCGGCUGGGGCGUUAGCGCCGGUGCCAGCGCUGCCGCGAAUACAGGCAGCCGUACUCCCGGCUGGAGUAGCAUGGCUGCUGGUCGAGACCAGCGUGAUUUCGACGACGCUCCGACUCCUGGCGGCAAUUACUCAGCCCCUACCCCCGGCGCCUACGCAGCUCCCACCCCUGGUGUCCCAACCCCUGGCGGAUGGUCCGAGAGUGCACCCACACCCGGAGGGGCUUUCAGCGCACCUACUCCUGGUGGACCUUCAAAGCGUGACUAUGAUGCUCCAACCCCUGCGGCUUUCGACGCGCCAACUCCGGCCAUGGGCGGCAUGGCUGCUACUCCUGGCGCUGGUUAUGGUAAUGAUGGUGGACCUCGGUACGAGGACAGCCCCAGUCCUUAG
Penicillium bovifimosum is the source of this 3075-nucleotide messenger RNA. It is a transcript of the gene spt5, whose product is annotated as transcription elongation factor spt5. Bases 1 to 3075 code for a protein of 1024 amino acids. Gene Ontology annotation, molecular function: protein binding; mRNA binding. Gene Ontology annotation, biological process: regulation of DNA-templated transcription elongation; regulation of transcription by RNA polymerase II; transcription elongation by RNA polymerase II. Lineage: Eukaryota; Fungi; Ascomycota; Eurotiomycetes; Eurotiales; Aspergillaceae. The transcript has 6 exons. Gene Ontology annotation, cellular component: DSIF complex. The record is from RefSeq and is a predicted model, not a curated record.